This is a messenger RNA of Podarcis muralis (Common wall lizard), 4187 nucleotides long. RefSeq names its product SH2 domain containing adaptor protein B (gene SHB). Gene Ontology annotation, molecular function: phosphotyrosine residue binding. The record is from RefSeq and is a predicted model, not a curated record. Lineage: Eukaryota; Metazoa; Chordata; Lepidosauria; Squamata; Lacertidae.
CAAGAGGCGCCUCCCCGCCGCCGGUGCGCGCUGAGCGCAGGCCAAGCUGCAGCAAGCGAGCGCCGUGCGCGCGCGAGGGAGAGAGAGAGAGAGACAGAGAGCGCCAGGCGGCGGCGAAGAAGGCGCAGAGAGAGUCUCGGGCAGCCCCGGCGCGGAGGGCAGGGCGGCCGGUCGGCCAAGGCGGAGCCGCGCCUGCGUGCGUCAGGCCCCAGCUGUGGCAACUCGGCAAAGUUCCGCCGAGGCUGGGCGAGCGGCGCCCGGGAGGCGAGCCGAGAGCGAGCCGGAGCUCGGGCAGGAGGACGCACGGCGCUUUCCCCGGCGCGCAGGGGGAGCGCGCCGAGGAAAAGUUUGUGGCGCGGGCGGCGGAGCGGUGGCGCCGGCUUCCCAUGGAGGGAGCGCAGCCCCAGCCGGAGAGAGGCGGCGGCGGUUGCGCGCAGCCCUGAGCGGCGACCGGUUCCCGAGGUGUCUCCAUGGUGUCCCCUCGUCGCCAUGGCCAAAUGGCUGAAUAAGUACUUCAGCCUGGGCAACAACAAGACCAAGAGCCCCCCGCAGCCGCCCAGGCCGGACUACCGGGACAAGCGCAACGGCACGGCGGGCGCGGGCGGCGCAGGGCACCACAGCCACCAUCACCACCACCACAGCCACCACCACACGUCGCCGUGCUUCCCGCGCCACGACACCAGCGACCUGCUGCGCGCCUACCGCGCGCAAAAGGAGCGAGACUUCGAGGAUCCCUACAGCGGGCCCGGCUCGUCGCUGCGCAAGCUGAGAGCGCUCUGCCGCGCCGAGUACUGCGCGCCCGAGGAGCUGCUGGUGGAGCCGCCCGCCGCCGGCCCCAAGCCCUUCUCGUCGGCGUCGUGCUGCGGCGGAGAGGGCGGCGGCGGCGGCACCGGCAGCAGCAGCAACCCGGCCGUGGCGUCCGCUUCGCCGCAGCUCUUCCGCAGCCACAGCGAGCGGCGAGCGGCCACGCCGCCCGACGCCGCCGCCUCCGCCGUCAAGUACAUCUCGCCCAAGCACCGGCUGAUCAAGAUCGAAAGCGGCGAGGGCGGCAGGGGCAGCGGCGGCGGCGGCGGCGGCGGGUCCCCCGUCACCUGGAGCCCGUCGGGAAGCGGCCGCAAGAAACUCAACAAGUGCCCCGAGCAAGCGGAGGGCGGCGGCGGCGGCAGUGGCGGCUCCGGCACCAAGAAGGAGAAAGUCCUAAUAGCCGAUGACUACUCAGACCCUUUUGAUGCCAAAAGUGAGGGCAGCAAGACAGGCAAAGGAGAAAACACUGGCUACAUGGAACCAUAUGAAGCCCAGAGGAUCAUGACAGAAUUCCAGAGGCAAGACAGUGUGAAGCCCCAGCAGAAAGACAUCCAGCUGUACGACACACCUUACGAACCUGAAGGCAAUGGCGUGGAGUCGGAUUCUGAAAGCGUCGUGAGUCAGCGCUUGAGAGAGAGCAAGUUGCCACAGGACGACGACAGGCCUGCAGACGAAUACGACCAGCCGUGGGAGUGGAACAAAGUCUCCAUUCCAGCUUUAGCAGCCCAGUUCAAUGGGGGAGAAAUGAGGCAGUCUUCACCUUCCCCAUCUUCGAACGAUCGGCGUCGACAGCUUCGAGCACCAGGGGGAGGCUUCAAACCUAUCAAGCAUGGUAGCCCUGAAUUCUGUGGAAUCCUGGGGGAGAGAGUGGAUCCGACCAUCCCGCUGGAAAAACAAAUAUGGUAUCAUGGCGCAAUCAGCCGGACAGAUGCAGAAAACCUCUUGCGGUUGUGUAAAGAAUGUAGCUAUCUAGUGAGGAAUAGUCAAACCAGCAAGCAUGACUAUUCACUUUCAUUAAAGAGCAACCAAGGGUUUAUGCACAUGAAGCUGGCGAAAACCAAAGAGAAAUACAUUUUGGGCCAGAACAGCCCCCCGUUUGACAGUGUUCCGGAAGUGAUCCACUAUUACACGGCAAAAAAACUCCCAAUAAAGGGAGCCGAACAUUUGUCGCUCCUUUACCCUGUUGCUGUCCGGACCUUAUAAUUUUGCGCUCUGGCCCGUGCUCCUCCUUCCUGUGGAUUGGAGAUGAGGGGUGCAGCAGCAAAUGUGCUCCUGCGCCGUCUACAGCGAUGCUUCUUGGGACAGAUGUCCAGUCCUGCCUCCCCAGUAGCAGGCUGUUGUAUAGUAAUCAUUGCACUACUUUGCAUGUCCUGUGUGGAAAUACUGGUUUCUAUUUAUAUGAGAAAGAAAUGGCGUUCAGCCGCUUGAAAGAAAUGCAGGAAUACCCUCUCCCACGUCAAUGGAAAAGUUGCCAAAUCCAAAGAAUGGCCUUCAAACUUUCCUGAGAUCAGCAAGCUUGACAUCUUCUCGCCCGUGGGUGCAGAAUAUUCCACGUAUCGAAGCAGAACCUGCAAAAUGGACGCAAACUGUUAUGGCGGGAAGGCUGAACGAGAAACGGCCCGUUGGCCUUCCUCAAACCCUCAAGGCCUGAGAACUGUUUAUUAGGCACCCAACCCCAAAUUUGUGUCGUCGUUUUUUCUGCACAGUUUAAUUCAACAUGCGAGAGCUUCACUUUCGUUUUGUUUUGUUACAAUGAUGAUGUGAUCUGAAAAUCUCGAUGAGUAAUUUUGCGACAGUGAAACAGAAACACAAACAAACAAAAGUUCAGUUAUUUAUGAAUAGGGUAUGUACUAAAAUAGUGGUUUAAUAUAUAUAUAUUUUUAUCCCCCUUCCCCUUUUUUUGGUACAAUAAUAAAGCUCUAAGGGUUUUCUGUGCUGAUUUCUAGAUUAAAGGCAGUGAGUUCUGUUUUCUGUUGUGUACGUACAAUGUGAGCUGUGGUGGUUCAGUGGUUUCCGGGUAGGGUGGGGUCAUUACAGAGGAAGUUGAUGUUUACACGACCAGAUUUCGGACCCAAAAGGGCUUCUGCAGAGCAAGCUUCCUUGAGCUGAUGAUGGCACCUAAGCCAAUAGUAGCCUUCCAUCUAGAUAUCCAACAAGCUGGAUUCUCAUCCAUCUCAGGGGUGGUGUAGGGGAAAGCGCAUGAAGAACAUGAUUCUGCUUCUCCAGCUGAGAUGUGCAAGUACAUCAUGUAGCGUAAUAUAAAUCGGGGCUGUUUUCCGACUCGCGAUCGUACAGCUGCGGCUAUCCUGUUAUGCCCACGCGCAAAAUGUGUCUUGUUGUUACUGCUCCUCUUCUGCCUUCGUAACCAAUUGGAAAAGCUCUUGUCCUUCGCAGUGCAAGUGCAGUUGGCUUUCUACCUCAUCUUUAAAGCCUAGGUCCCUUCCCCAUCCCCAUCCAGUAUAUUCUCUGUUCCUGUUGAACAGGAAGACUGGUUAGCUGUAACUUAAGAGCAGAACUUAACAAGAAAAGGCCAGGGCCACAGCACAAAGCAGCAGCCCCUGGUCAGCUCCUUCCCUCUACCUUUCUGACAUCAGUGUUGCUUACCCUGAGAUCCCAAGGGUGUGUGUUUUCAUGGCAACAGCAGCCAGUGAAGCAGAUCAGAGGGGGUGGAUGUGCACCACACAUUGGGGUUGGGUCAUGGGGUAAUGGAGCUGAAACUCAACGCUGGGCUGGGCUGCCAUCUUCAGCUGCAAGCCCCAUGUUUCCCUGUGUCCACAUUGCUCCAAUAAUAUGGGCUUUGCAACAAACCUUGAGGCUGGUCCACUGCAUUAACCCUUCCCGUAGCACUGUGCAUUUCUCCAUUGGAGAUCCAAGUUGAGAGACUUGCUGUUUUCUCUCUUUUCAGACUUUCAACAUGGAUGCGAAAUUGGCCUGUUUUUUAAAAAAAAAACAAAAAACUGGACUGUCUUUCAAGCAUACAACUUCCCUUCAUUUUUGUGCUGGUUUGAAAGUGUUAAUGGAAUACGCAUUAAUUCAACACUUGUGUAAAAUACUGCUUCGUUGUACUGUACAAAUGUGAAAAGAGAAGUCAUAUACAUGGUGUCUCUUGUUGGCUAGUUCAUUUUAGCCCCGUAUGGACCAGUUUCCAAGCUGGUAUUAAUUCCAAGGUUCUGUUUUUACCUGUUUUGAGGACAAAAAAAUAAACCUCUGUAAAAGUGUGUGUGGAAUCAGCUGCCGAUAAUCUAAAUGGAAAUGUUCAAACUAACUGUGCAUGCCAAGUGUCUGUCUGUUGUCAUUUGGUUUUUUUUUACAAAUAUUGUGGGGUUUUCUCCCUAAAUGGAGUAAAAUAAUCCAUUUUUUUUUAAAAAAAAGCAUUAAAACAA